Molecule: messenger RNA, 1125 nt
Organism: Mycena indigotica
Lineage: Eukaryota; Fungi; Basidiomycota; Agaricomycetes; Agaricales; Mycenaceae
Product: C2H2-type domain-containing protein
Exons: 8
Coding region: 1-1125 (374 amino acids)
Source: RefSeq, a predicted model, not a curated record
AUGGAUACAUACGACGGUUUAAAUGGCUUGAGACAUGGUUUCUGCUCCAGAGCGGUAUCUCCAGCGACGUCGAAAUCAAACCACCCUCGGCAGUCUUUGUUAGAUACAAACUCUAUCACCGAGGAUGAUUCAAGGUCGGUUCCACAAACCGAAACGGGGAGCAUAAGCUCUCCAUCUUGGUCUUAUUCACUCAAGUUUCCUCCCAUUCCGCGUUUCUCGACAGACUUGGCUCCCUGCGCAGUUUAUAUGUGGCCAGAUUUCCGAGCUUCAUUCGAGAUGAGGGACAACCCACAACGCUCUCCUCAACAAGAAAGGAUCGACUCUGCUUCACUGCCGGGAACUCGUGCUACGAUUCCACGACUGCGUGCACUGACUCGAAGAAUUGAGGCUUUAUCAAUUUCUCCGUUAACCCGUCUCCUCAACCCACUCGAUUCGGACUCCCUUUUGGAUACUGUUUCUCCUUCGUCACCAAGCGCAUAUGACAGUGACCUCCCUCCUCGCCAAGGCACCUAUACUCAUUCGCCAAUCAUGCCAUCCAGUCCGUCGCAGUCGCCUCCAGCUGUCUUUUUGGCCACACCGCCCGCAUCAUCGUCACAGCACUCUGAACUCCCUCGAUCAAAAACUACUGGUGAUAUCAGUGAGCCGCACUCAGCAGCAACACAGCUUUCAUCCCCCAUGCCGACGGUUGUGUGUGCUCCGUCAGCAAGGCCGUCAAACAGCAGUUCCAACUUGAACGGCAAGGAAUCGCGAGAGGAGUUCAUCAAAAAACUAGAUGCUCUCAUGGAUAAGGAUUUGUAUAAUUCUAAGAUUUUCCGCUGCGCACAGAUGAGCGUAAAAGAUUGCUCAAAGCAAUGUGGAUACUGGGGGUCGAUCCAACUUGUCAGACGGCAUAUUGCGUCUGUUCACCUCGGCGUCAAAGACUUCGAAUGCGAGUUUUGCGGGAAACGUUUCUUCCAGAAGACCGCAAUGCAAACUCAUCACAACAAACACACUGGCGAAAAGCCACAUAAAUGCAGGGACCAAGGUUGCUCCCUCGAGUUCAAGGAUCCUGCUCGUCUCCACAAACACCGCGUUAAGGACCACAAGUUGAGCAAUAUUUCGGGCCCGUUACUCGACGCCCACUAA